Messenger RNA from Rana temporaria (common frog), 1063 nucleotides. Its product is annotated as cathelicidin-related antimicrobial peptide Na_CRAMP-like. Gene Ontology annotation, cellular component: extracellular region. The transcript is spliced from 5 exons. Bases 112 to 732 code for a protein of 206 amino acids. Lineage: Eukaryota; Metazoa; Chordata; Amphibia; Anura; Ranidae. Gene Ontology annotation, biological process: defense response. The record is from RefSeq and is a predicted model, not a curated record.
AAACCCCGAACUGCAAUGUGUGAGAUUUCGUCAUUGCGAAACUCUGUGAUUUCUCCUUUAUACUUAGAAAUGAAAUAUUCCUUUCCAAGAAGAGUCAGAGAAACGGUAUAAAUGUGCGAGGAGCCCCCCCGGAUUUUAUCAUCAGUCCUCCUAGAGACGGGUCGCCUGUCCAGCAUGACUCUCUCUGCAACUCUCUGGUUCCUGAUGGGGUUGGCCGCCGGCACCACGGCCUUACCCUUAUUACAAUGGAGUGAGGACGACGUCGCCGUCAUGGCGCUGUACAGCGCAGAUCACUACAACAAAGUCUCCGGAGAAGACGCCCUCUACGGGCUCCUGGAGAACGGCACGGAAUACAUCACUGAUGAAAAAUCUCGCUUUCAUCAACUUUCCUUCCCGAUACAAGAAACCGUGUGCCAGAAAGGUGACAACGCACUGAUGACCGAUGACUGCGCAUUCAAGGAGGGCGGAGUUGUGAAGUUGUGUACAUCAUACUUCUUCGAGGAAGACGACCGGGACAUCGUUGUGGUGAACUGCCAGAGCCAAGACGGCCAUCGAGAACACUCCAGAGUAAGAAGAUCACGGAGUAGUCGAGGCGGUGGCGGACGCGGGGGCAGAGGUGGUAGCGGCGGACGAGGUGGCAGAGGAGGCGGUAGAUCUGGGUCUCGCUCUUCCAUCGCUGGGGGCGGAACCCGAGGAGGGAGCAGAGGCGGCGGCGGCACCCACUAUGCCUAAAGUGUUUCCUACGAUUGGAAGCUUUGUGUACAUUGUGUAACUCUCGGGUCAAGCGCUCAAGCAAAAAACCCAAAUGCCGAGGUUUUCGCUGUAAGCAUGGAGUUGGGUUCAGUAGUCCAAUCGCACGGCCCGGUAAAGGCAGCAAGGAAAUAUCUCCACCCAUCAGUGUCGAAAAAAUGAUCUGAUCGAUCGAUCGCGGCGCUGAGCACUAUCCCAGCUCGCCAUAUCUCAUCGAUCGGCUUAUAGACAAUUUACUCUCACAUGUGCAUUCCCAUGUACUGUAACGUCUUGCUUGGCACGUCCUUUAUGGGAAAUAAAUGUUUCUGUUUCA